AUGAAGCGAUUUGCUACCAGCUCAUUGGCAGUAGUAUCCUCAUGCCGAUACUUUUUUGGAAAAGGUUGGGAUAAUGCUGCUUUGGAUACAAUUUACAGUUGUAUGCUUCGAAAGCCGGAUGUAAAUGAUCGUAUUCGGAGUCAAUAUGCUUCUACCAUGGAUCCACGUGAUGCAGAUGUACUUCGUCGUCUGGGAGAAGUCGCCAAGGAAAACAAAACUUUUAUUCGUGUAUUCCUUCCACCUCAUUUGGGUGAUCCCCACCGUCUUUUGAAGUGUUACAGUCUUAUGGCUUAUCCAAUUCUUGACGAUAAGGGAGGUCAGUUAAAGGUUGAAAUGGACGGAGAACAUCUUGAUGCUUUUGCAGAUCCUGAUGAUGAUUAUGCAAAGGUGGUUAUCCCUCACAUUGAACUUGUUGAAUUCUUGGCUAAAUCACUCUUGGAAACUAUGAAAUGGGAGGCUACACCAAGAGGUGCCGCAUCUCUUCUUGAAUCACUUUACCGUGGAGCUGAGAUUCCAGAUCAUGUAUUUCAGACACCUGCUGUUAUUGAACGCUUUGAAGACUACAAGGACGGCAAUAAGAUUAGUAAGUAG
Trypanosoma theileri is the source of this 591-nucleotide messenger RNA. Its product is annotated as cytochrome c oxidase subunit V. The coding region runs from base 1 to 591 and encodes 196 amino acids. The record is from RefSeq and is a predicted model, not a curated record. The transcript has a single exon. NCBI's taxonomy places the organism in Eukaryota, Euglenozoa, Kinetoplastea, Trypanosomatida, Trypanosomatidae.